Eimeria mitis is the source of this 324-nucleotide messenger RNA. RefSeq lists its product as uncharacterized. NCBI's taxonomy places the organism in Eukaryota, Apicomplexa, Conoidasida, Eucoccidiorida, Eimeriidae. The record is from RefSeq and is a predicted model, not a curated record. The transcript has a single exon. Bases 1 to 324 code for a protein of 107 amino acids.
AUGCGUUGGGGUGUACGUGCACCUGCUCAGGAAUUGCUGCCGGGGGCACUGCUACUCGAAGGCCCGCUGAAGCAGCAGCAGCAGCAGCAGCAGCAGCAGCAGCAGCAGCAACAGCAGCAGCAGCAGCAGCAGCAGCAGGGGGACAGCGCCCUGCGAAGCCGCAUAGCAGAGCUGCUGCAGACAGUGAAGCCUCUUGCUGCUGCUGCUGCUUCUCGGCUGCAGCAGCAGCAACAGCAGCAGCAGCAACCAACACGAGCAGAACUGCUGCAGGACGCCAUGGGGGUUUACAAUCUCCUACGCAGAAGAAGAGGGAAUAUAGACUGA